This is a messenger RNA of Klebsormidium nitens, 603 nucleotides long. The record is from the annotation of a GenBank genome assembly. NCBI's taxonomy places the organism in Eukaryota, Viridiplantae, Streptophyta, Klebsormidiophyceae, Klebsormidiales, Klebsormidiaceae.
AUGGCGGGCGUCGCUUCGAUGGCGGUCCGUACCGCAGUCCUCCUGCUGCUGCUGAGCGUCACCAGCUCAGGGGCGAGGCGGCUCUUGCAGGAGACUGGCACCUCCACGGAGUUCUGCCAGCUGGCCGACAACCCUUACACGUGCUACGACACCGAGGGCCAGAACCCCGUGUGCUGCCGGAGCCCAUACUGCACCUUUUCCGUCUUUGGCGAGGCCGAAUGCGGUCCCCUCUGCGAUCUGCUCAGUGCCAAACCGGCCCCGUGCUUCAAUAACGACCAGAGCAAGUUCGUCUGCUGCGGAUCGGCCACUGUCUGCCCAACACCAGGUCCGGAGGCCAUGUGCGGCACACUCUUCGGCAACGUGCCGCAAGGCACUCUCCGCGUUGACCCUAACCCUCGCGUCCCGGUCGUCCUUCCCAAGCAAACCUCCAUCCUUCCCAAGGGAACCUACACCCUCGAUCCUAACCCGAUUUUCAACCCAACCCGGAUCUGCGACCCCCUCUCUAGUAAGCCUCACCAGUGCUUCAACCGCUCCGGCACCCAGUCGGUGUGCUGCUCCGGGACGUGCCCCGCAGCUCCGGGUGACGUGGCCGCUUGCCAUUGA